CCCUGGGGCACCUGGCUGCCUCAGUUGGUUAAGCAUCCAACUCUUGCCAGUACCAAGCAAGAUACUUAUUUCACAAAGCUCAAGCAAACAGGAUUUCAAAAUAAAGGUGACACAAGCAGGGGAAAUGAAGAAGCUAUUUUCUUUCCCCAGAAUGAAUAUGCAACUAAUGGUUUGGAAAGGGAAACUUGCAUAAAAAUCUUGAUAGAUUAUGGAAAAACUUAGUUGUUUGUAUCCUUAAUAGAGUCAAAAGCAAAUUAAGUGUUACAACAGGCCCACAGUUUCCACCUUAAGUGCCAGAACACUCCCUAUGAAAUGAGUUUAAUAUUCUGGGAUUACUGUGAUAUUAAUAUAACUAUAGUCAUGAAAAUAAUAAUAUCAAAAUACAAGUAGGCAUUUAUUUUCUAAAUGUUAAGAAAAGGAAUCUGUGAUUGCCUGGUAUUUUUUUUACCCAAUUGCAGAAAAUAAAUGGGAGAUCUAAAAAGUAUUCUACCAUUAUAACAUUUAAUAAAUCAUCCAUUCCAAUUUUCUGGAAAUUACAGGGGAUAGAGGAACAGGGUAAAUGAUACCACAAGGAAAUAAUCAGACAAAUUCAGAAUGUAGGACAUCUUACAAGACAACAGGUCUGGAUACUUUAAAGAAUUCAGUAUCAUAAAAGGGAACUGUUCCAGAAUACAUAGAUUCAACACCUAAUACAAUCCUGAAACUUGGUUUAAAAAUGAAUUUUCUAAGACAUUAUUUAUAAUAAGUGGUUAAAAAGUUUGUAAAAGGAUCUCAGGAGUACAUAUGAGUCUUUAUCAAAACUGAAUAAAACUGAGGAAGAAUAAUGGAAAAAUAAUGAGAUUUAAUGGGGACUGGAUUUCAGAUAAUAUCAUGGAAUCAUUGUUAAUUUUGUUAAGUGUGCUGGUGGGAUCAUGAUUAUGUAGGAUAAUGUCCUUAGACUUAGGAGAUGUCUUCUGAAAUAUUUAGAGGUGAAGUGAAGGUAUUUGUAUGUAGAAUUAAAAUUUAAAAAUAUAUAGAUAGAACAAAUAUGGUAAAUAUGAUAAAAAAUAAGUUUCAAAUUUGGAUGGAGGGUAGAAGUAUGUUUAAUUCUUUUAACUUUUCUAUAUAUUAGAAACCUUUCUCAAUACAAAUAUUGAACUUUUUUAUCAGAAUGAGAGAAAGAGCACAAGUGGGGAAGAGGGGCAAAGUAAGAGAGAGAGAGAGAAACUUAAGCAGGCUCCACAUCCAGCAUGGAACCUGAUGUGGGUCUGGAUCUCACAACCCUAAGGUUAUGACCUGAACAUAAAUCAAGAGGCACUUAACCAACUGAGCCACUCAGGUUACCCCAAAUAUUUAAUUAAUAGACUUAAUUUUUUAGAGCAGUUUUGGGUUUUACAGAAAAUUGAGCAGAUAGUACAAAGAGUUCCCAUAUAACCACUUUCUCUCAUAGUUCCCUAGUAUUAACACCUUGCAUUAGUGUGGUACAUUUAUUAUAAUUAAUUAACCAAUAUUGAUCCAUUAUUACUAACUAGAGUCUGUAGUUUAUAUUAGAGUUUAUUCUUUGUGUUUUAUGGGUUUUGACAAACACAUACUGCUAUGUAUCUACCAUUACAGUAUCAUAGAGAAACUAUACCUCCCAGAUAUCCCGUGUUUUACCUCUUAAUUCACCCCCUCCUUCCAUCUGGCAACUACUAAUCUUAAUUUAUCUUUUGCCUUUUCCAGAAUGUCAUGUAGUUGCAAGUAAUUGAGUAUGUGCCUUUUCAGACUGGUUUCUUUCACUAAACAAUAUGCAUUUAAAUUUCCUCCAUGUCUUUUCUGGGUUGAAAACUCACUUCUUUCAUGAAAUAUUUUAAAUACAAAAAGAUAGAAAUUUUAAACACCUAACAGCAAAUUGCAACAUAUAUAUCUUAUUUGGUACCCGAUUUAACAAAGUAUCUCUAAGAAGAUAUUUUAAAAAGAUAAUUGGGGAAAAUUCAAUACUUGCUAUUUGCUAUUAUGAAAUUAUUACCAUUGCUAGAUGUGAUAACUGAUUUGAGGUUAUGUUAAAAAUGCCCUUAUCUGUUAGAAAAUAAAAUAAAAACGUUGAUACAUUCACAUGAAGAAAUUUUCCAACUAUUUGGAGAUUUUUGUGUGGCCCAAAUGUGUCAAAUUUUAGGGAAAUGUUAAGUGAGUGUGGUGCAAGAGAGAUACAGGAGUAAGAACAAUAUUUCACAUCCAUGAGAAAGUUAUUUGAAUACUGAGCUUUCCCUGAGUUUGUAUAGUUUUCUGUUUCUCUUGAGCACGAAGAUGGUAACCUAGCCACCACCCAGACGCACACAUGCCCAACCUCUAAAUAAAAACUGGAACCUGCCUACUCAAAGCCUUCUUUCAUCCUGGGACUGAAGUUACUCCCUUUCAGUUUCUCAAGUUGGUGUUUUCCAAUUUAAAAAAAAAUGCCCCUUCGAUCUGUGAGAAAACUGGAAUGGAAAUGCCAUGGUCACUAUGGGUGCAAUGAAAAAGUCUUUGGAAGUACAGAUAAAAGGUUGAGACACUACAUGAAAAUACUCCAUUUAGAUUGGCAUCCGUCUGAAAGGAGUAGGAUGUUAAUGUUUUGGAUAAAAUAAACACUCGGAAAGGACGCGGGGUGGCGCUGCAGCAUUAAAAGUAGAACGAAGAGAGAAAGCUGCCAGCCGGCGCUCCUUAACCCAGAUGCUGUGCUAAAGAAACAAGCAGGAAGAGGAGGCUUUCUAAGGUGUUUCCAACGGGAAAUCGGGGUCCUAGGCGUCUCCACUUAUGACCGUACCCGCAAGAUACUAGAUGAUAGAGUCCGCCACGACGCGAGCUGAGACUGGGUCAAGUUUGCUGGGAGACCAGAAAGCGAUGGAGGCCGGAGAGGGAAAAGAACGCUUUCUGAGACAAAGGCAAGUCUUUAUAUUCUUUGUUUUGCUGGGCAUAGCUCAGGCUGCUUCUGAGCCUAGGCACUACUCAGUGGCUGAGGAAACGGAGAGUGGCUCUUUUGUGGCCAAUUUGUUAAAAGACCUGGGGCUGGAGGUAAAUGAGCUAGCUGCACGGGGGGCUCGAGUCAUUUCCAAAGGGAAAAAAACGCGUUUGCAUUUUGAUAGGCAGACCGGGGAUUUGUUGUUAAAUGAGAAAUUGGACCGGGAGGAACUGUGCGGCCUUGCCGAGCCAUGCGUGCUACCUUUCCAGGUGUUACUGGAAAAUCCCUUGCAGUUUUUUCAGGCUGCGCUACGGAUUAGGGAUAUAAAUGAUCAUUCCCCGGUGUUCCUAGACAAAGAAAUAAUUUUGAAAAUUUCAGAAAGUGUCACUCCCGGAACUACUUUCCUGAUAGAACGUGCCCAGGAUUUAGAUGUAGGAAGUAACAGUCUCCAAAGUUACACAGUCAGCCCCAGUUCCCAUUUCCAUCUUAAAUUACAAGACAGUCCUGACGGCAUAUUACCACAGCUGGUAUUGGACAAAACUCUGGAUCGCGAGGAACAGGCUGAGAUCAGAUUAACUCUCACAGCACUGGAUGGCGGGACUCCACCCAGGACUGGCACUGCCUUGGUUCGCAUCGAAGUCUUAGACAUCAAUGAUAAUGCCCCCGAGUUUGCAAAGCAGUUUUAUAAGGUGCAGGUUCAGGAAAACAGCCCCAUUGGAUUUCCGGUUGUCAUAGUCUCUGCUAGCGAUUUGGAUAUUGGAACGUAUGGAGAAAUAUCUUACGUAUUUUCCCAAGCCUCUGAAGAUAUCCGCAAAACUUUUCAAAUAAAUGCAAAGUCAGGAGAACUCUUUUUAACACAGAAACUGGAUUUCGAAUCCACUCAGACUUACACAUUAAAUGUUCAGGCUACAGACGGUGGAGGACUUUCUGGGAGUUGCGUGGUGUUUGUUCAAGUGAUGGAUUUGAAUGACAACCCUCCGGAACUGACUAUGUCAACAUUUAUCGAUCACAUCCCAGAAAACUUGGAGGAGACCAUAAUUGCUGUAUUCAGGGUUUCAGAUCCUGACUCUGGAGACAAUGGAAGAAUUAUGUGCUCCAUCGAGAACAAUCUCCCCUUCGUCCUAAAACCAUCAGUAGAGAAUUUUUACACCCUACUGUCAAAAGGAGCACUAGACAGAGAGAGUCAGGCCGAGUACAACAUCACCAUCACCGUCACCGACCUGGGGACCCCCAGGCUGAAAACUCAGCACAACCUAACGGUGACGGUGUCCGACGUCAACGACAACGCCCCGACCUUCAGCCAGACGUCCUACACCCUGCGCGUCCGCGAGAACAACAGCCCCGCGCUGCACAUCGGCAGCGUGAGCGCCACCGACAGAGACUCGGGCGCCAACGCCCAGGUCACCUACUCGCUGCUGCCGCCCCACGACCCGCAGCUGCCGCUGGGCUCGCUGGUGUCCAUCAACGCGGACAACGGGCAGCUGUUCGCGCUCAGGUCGCUGGAUUUCGAGGCGCUGCAGGUGUUCGAGUUCCGCGUGGGCGCGGCCGACCGCGGCUCGCCGGCGCUCAGCAGCCAGGCGCUGGUGCGCGUGCUGGUGGCGGACGCCAACGACAACGCGCCCUUCGUGCUGUACCCGCUGCAGAACGGCUCGGCGCCCUGCACCGAGCUGGUGCCGCGGGCGGCCGAGGCGGGCUACCUGGUGGCCAAGGUGGUGGCGGUGGACGGCGACUCGGGCCAGAACGCCUGGCUGUCGUACCAGCUGCUCAAGGCCACGGAGCCCGGGCUGUUCGGCGUGUGGGCGCACAACGGCGAGGUGCGCACGGCGCGGCCGCUGAGCGAGCGCGACGCCGUCCAGCACAGGCUGCUGGUGCUGGUCCGGGACCACGGCGAGCCGCCGCUGUCGGCCAGCGUCACGCUGCACGUGCUGCUGGUGGACGGCUUCUCGCAGCCCUACCUGCCGCUGCCGGACGCGGCGGCGGCCGAGGCCCGCGCCGACCCGCUCACCGUCUACCUGGUGGUGGCCUUGGCGUCCGUGUCGUCGCUCUUCCUGUUCUCGGUGCUGGUGUUCGUGGCGGUGCGGCUGUGCAGGAGGAGCCGGGCGGCGUCGGGGGGCGGCUGCUCGGUGCCCGAGGGUCCGUUUCCGGGCCACCUGGUGGACGUCAGCGGCGCGGGGACCCUGUCCCACAGCUACCAGUAUGAGGUGUGUCUGACGGGAGGCUCAGGAACCAAUGAAUUCAAGUUCCUCAAGCCAAUUCUUCCCAGUUUCCUUGCUCUAGGUGAGGAGAGGAUUAGUGAAGCAAACCCCAGUUUCAGGGAUAAUUUUGAAUUCAAUUAAGUAUUAAAUAAUAAGGGUCUACUGAGCCUAGUCUCAGUUGAUUUGUGGGAAGUUCUUUUUUACUGCCUUGUCCAUUGGGGUUCUUUUUAUUUGGUAAGCAGCUAUCCUGUUCCAACUUAGUGCAUGUUACUGGUGUUUUUAAAUGUGUUCACUUGUGCUUUAAGGAAUGCAAAUUUCCUUUGUUUUCUUUUUGUUGAUUAGUCUCACUGUAACUUAAUUCAACUUAAAGUGUGAAGGUAAAUUUUUGUAUUUUCGGAAAUCUUUCAUUUUUAAGUUAGAGCACCUUUUUCCAAACUCACCUUCCGCAGUUCCUAGGUGAUUUUGCAGAACUUAAAAUUUUAAACAUUUUUAAAUGUUUGCAAUUGCUACAUAAGCUUAUUCUUUUUCCAACCCAGAAUAUUGUGUUUGUAUAUUCUUUUAGACUAGUAUAACUUUUAUUCUGUUAAUUCAUAUUGACUAAAACCAUUAAUAUAUGCAUAUUCAUUAACAACAAAGCAACCUAUCACACUUUUCUAAAUAUGUACUUCCUUAAAGUGUCCAUAAAUGAAGAUUAUGAUUCCUUAGAGAUUGUGAUAACCUUGGCUGCUGGAUUCUACAAACCAUUCACAUCAAAAGUGCUCGGUCAACCACUAAUAUUCUCAAAUUAGCUACAUAAAUAGCAUGUUCAGUUGUUUUCAAAGCCAUGCAAUUCUUAAUGCUAUCGAAGUUUUUUUCUUUAGGGCAUCUGGGUGGCUCAGUGGCUUAAAGCCUCUGCCUUCGGCUCAGGUCAUGAUCCCAGAGUCCUGGGAUCAAGCCCCACAUCUGGCUCUCCGCUGA
This is a messenger RNA of Lutra lutra (Eurasian river otter), 6048 nucleotides long. RefSeq names its product protocadherin beta-2-like. Gene Ontology annotation, biological process: homophilic cell-cell adhesion. Bases 2776 to 5232 code for a protein of 818 amino acids. The record is from RefSeq and is a predicted model, not a curated record. The transcript has a single exon. Gene Ontology annotation, molecular function: calcium ion binding. NCBI's taxonomy places the organism in Eukaryota, Metazoa, Chordata, Mammalia, Carnivora, Mustelidae. Gene Ontology annotation, cellular component: plasma membrane.